Molecule: messenger RNA, 1665 nt
Organism: Mesorhabditis spiculigera
Lineage: Eukaryota; Metazoa; Nematoda; Chromadorea; Rhabditida; Rhabditidae
Source: the annotation of a GenBank genome assembly
AUGGAAGACUACAAACUGAAUAACAACAGUGUGUGCAUCACGGAGGGUUGUGUGCGAGCGGCCGCUCUUGUGAUCGAAAAUAUGAACCCAGACGCCGACCCGUGCGAGGAUUUCCACGAGUUUGCCUGCGGAAGGUUCAAUAAAAGGAAUCAAGAGGACAUCUUCCGGAAAAUGCGCGCUUCCAUGAAGAAUCGACCGGAAGCCAUUCUCGAAGAGUGGAACGCGUACGACGUCGAGCUGAAGCGGUUCGAGCCCGUCCACACGAUGUACGACGGCUGCAAGCGGUUCAAGGCGAUGACGGACACUACAGAGUUAUUCCGCAAUUAUGCGCGCGACAACUUUGGCUGGGUGCCGAUGCUGAAUAUGGGCAAAGAAAUGAAGUCCCCCGGUUUCACCUCCAUCAUGACGGCCUUCACCACCCAAAUAUACAUGCCGCUUUUUGACCGGAUUUAUGCGGGAUCCACCUCAAUUCACCUCAAUUUUCCCGGUUACCUAAAGUUGGGCGCCGACAUGCAAAGACUGGAAAGAGUGGCAUUUCUUGCUCCGAUUGACGUCCGGAAAUUGAUGGCGCUCCGGCUUCGCGAUAAGGAGUUGAAAGAGUUGAAUGAUGAUACGAAGGUUACGAUCACAGCCGACUCAGAGGAGAAACUCAGAGGGACGAUCUCUCUGCUUGCUGGCUUGAAGGAGGAGACGCUUCGAAAUUUUUUCUUCCUUGAGUGGUUUCAGCAAAUCCAGGAUGCCGUGGAGCUGAUCACGACGCAAGAGGAGUCGUGUGUCCGAUGGGUUACCGCCUCCUACCGUCACCUCCUAACCCAUUUCUUUGCCACCCGUCGUCGAAAUCCAUCCAAUGACGCGUCAGCUUUGGAAUUGGCCCAAAAAGUACGCGGCGGCUUCCACAUGCUACUCAACAACCACGCGCAGCUAGGCGCGAAGGACCGAGAGGAAAUGGAAGUCAAGCUCGAUUCGGUGAAUCUGAAGAUUGGCGGUGAUGCCGAGCUGCUGAACGCCACGUUUAUGCAGCAAUUCUAUGAUUGGGGGGGCUACACGUCCAACAAGUCGUUCAUUGACCAGGUCUUCAAGAAUCAGAUUGAUUUGCCGUUGAAGGAGUCCCCUCUGAUGUUGGAUCCGACGAGUGAGACGGCAGAAUACAGACCGGAGGCUCAUAUUAUUGAACUCGGCUCCUUCUUCUUCACGUCCCCCUUCUUCGAGCACGACUGGCCGAUGGAGGCGAAAUUCGCUGGGCUUGGCGACGUCAUCGCGCGCGAGUACGCGCAUUCUAUCGAUGGAUCCAAAGGAGGAAUCCUUGACGAUCGCACCAAACUGCGUAUUCGCCAAGGUUGCAUUACCGACCGAUUUGGCCAAAAAGCGUUCCUCGACGAGAAAAUGAUGAUGACCAACGAGAAGGUACUCAACGAGACCUACAUGGAUGACUGGGUAGAGCGGCAGGUUUGGGAACCACCUCGUUGGCCGGGGCUUCAAGAAUACGCCCCCCACCAGCGCUUCUUUCUUGCGCAGGCUCAGAAAUACUGUGGCCGGCGGCUGGAAAUGGCCUGGGGAGAAAAGCCUGGCCCAUUCCGAGUCAACAUUAUGUACGCCAACAUCCCUCAAUUCGUCCAAACCUUCAGCUGCUCGAAAGAGUCGAAGAUGAACCUGGUCAACAGAUGC